AUGACCAAUAGUACCUCAUCAGCAUCACAACCCGAAGAACUGUGCCUUGUUUGCCAAGAUAUCUCAACCGGUUAUCACUACGGCGUACCGUCAUGUAACGGCUG
Molecule: messenger RNA, 104 nt
Organism: Ostertagia ostertagi
Lineage: Eukaryota; Metazoa; Nematoda; Chromadorea; Rhabditida; Trichostrongylidae
Source: the annotation of a GenBank genome assembly